CCAAAAGAUAAGGAAGAAGAGAGAGAGAGGAGAAAGACAUCUCACCUCACACCACCUCCUCUCUCUCUACUUCUUCUUCAUCAUCUCUCUCUCUCUGUGUUCUGUAAUAGAAACACACAAAACCAAAUGGGUUCAAUGUCAAACCCUAACCCAUGGUCUCCUUACGACUCUUACAACGACUGCUCACAAGGAGUCUGCAACAUCUACUGCCCACAAUGGUGUUACCUAAUCUUCCCACCUCCUCCUCCUUCCUUCCUCGACGAUGAUGACUCCUCUCCUUCCACCUUCUCCCCUCUCCUCAUCGCCUUAAUCGGAAUCCUCGCCACCGCCUUCAUCCUCGUCACCUACUACACUCUCAUCUCCAAAUACCGCCGCCGCCACUCCAACUCCUCCUCCUUCGAUGUGGAAUUCACAAACUCCAAUGCGGCGGCUGGAGAUGGACUCAACGACGCGUUGAUUAAAUCAAUUAAGGUUUACAAGUACAAAAAGGGAGAUGGACACGUGGACGGUUCUGAUUGCUCGGUUUGUUUGAGUGAGUUCGAAGAGGACGAGAGCUUGAGGUUGUUACCGAAAUGUAACCACGCGUUUCACCUCCCUUGUAUCGACACGUGGUUGAGAUCUCACUCUAACUGCCCUCUCUGCCGCGCUUACGUCACUGGCAUCAAUAAUAAUAAUAAUAAUCAAAUAACCGUCGUUAACGACCAAUCUAACGCCGUUCAUCCAAUCGCGACGGAAUCUGUUAACUCAACCGUCGCUGGCUACAAUCACCAAACGGAAGAUUCCGUUAUCGUCGUUGAAGAUCUGGAGAUCGGAUUGCGAUCGCAACCGCCGGAGGAGGAAGGAGACGCGACGGCGAAGGAUGAGGAAGAUCCUCCACCGCCGCCGCGGAUUCGGAGAUCGGUGUCGUUGAUCGGCGAUGUACUGCGGGAGAUUGAAGACGAGGAGGGAGAGGAAGUAUCUGCUGGAGUCGGGACUUCACAGCAGCGGCGGAGAGAGGGAGAUGGAGAUGGAGAUGGAGAAGGGAAAACGCCGCCGUUGACGGCGGCGAAGAGUUCAGUGGCGAUGAAGAGAUCGGUGUCGACGGGAAGAUUUAACUUCUCGAGGUACGAUCGAACUAGAAAUUACAGUUUACCCAAUUAAUUCAUUAUUGAGCUUUUUUUUUUUACUGUAUUUAGCAAUUUACUGAUAAUCAAUCAUACACUUCAGUUACAAGAUCUCUUUAGUGAUUAUUUUACUUUUUUUUAAAUGCUGGAAAGUUAAAGUGAUUGGUACUUUAAGUACUUCUGUUCCCUCCUAAAUUUAUGGAACGUACAAUACAAGUUAUAAAGCAAUG
Messenger RNA from Eruca vesicaria subsp. sativa (arugula), 1333 nucleotides. NCBI's taxonomy places the organism in Eukaryota, Viridiplantae, Streptophyta, Magnoliopsida, Brassicales, Brassicaceae. The record is from the annotation of a GenBank genome assembly.